This is a messenger RNA of Dendronephthya gigantea, 654 nucleotides long. RefSeq lists its product as uncharacterized. The transcript has 6 exons. The coding region runs from base 1 to 654 and encodes 217 amino acids. NCBI's taxonomy places the organism in Eukaryota, Metazoa, Cnidaria, Anthozoa, Malacalcyonacea, Nephtheidae. The record is from RefSeq and is a predicted model, not a curated record.
AUGGAUGCACUGCUUGCCUCACCAAUGAUUUUAAAAGAAGUUGUGACAGAUGGCCACCUGGAGAUUGCCGCAUUGAUGAAAAGGGAAAGCAAGUACAAAGAAGUUGUGCAUCAGAAUGAUGUGUGGCAUGGUGCAAAAAACAUCACAAAAAAAGUGAAUGCUGCAGCUAAGGCUAAAGGAAAUGAUCAGUUGCUACUUUGGGUACCAUCCAUCCGAAAUCACUUCUGGCACUGUGCAAAGACCUGUGAUAACAAUUCCAAGAAUUUCAAGGACAAAUGGAUUGGUAUUCUUCACCAUGUUGUGAAUGAACAUGAAUGGGUUAUUGAGGAGGGCAUUAACGGAGGGAAAUGUGGCCAUGACCCACUUGGCGAUGAAGCAAGAACAAAACCCUGGUUGAAAAAGGAGUCAACUGCACAUAAAGCUCUUGCAAAGAUUGUGUUGGAUGUUCGAUUCUUAAACACAUUGAUCUAUUAUGUCAAUUUUAGACACACUGGAUUCUUAGAGUCGUAUCACAAUGUGAUUUUGAUGUAUGCUGCCAAACGACAGGCUUAUUCAAACCCAGUAUACAAAGCAAGGAACCUUCUGGCUGCCAUAGAUUUUAAUUGCCACAGAGGUAGAGCAUUUGCAACUACAGCUGAUGGUGAACCAAAGUAA